CUUCCCUGUGCAGCAGCAGCAGCAGCAGCGGGCUGCACUGGAUCAGGUCUCCUUCAGCUGGCAGCAUAGACUCAUUUCUCCACACACCAGCUCUGAGUGGAUGCUCAGCAGGGGUGUUUGAGAUAUUAGCGCGCUGUGGGGGGAGACGGCUCAGGGACUUCUUCCAACCAAACUACAAAGAGCCGAGAGUUUGGAGGAAUAUGGGCAAAUCCGAAAGCCAAAUGGAUAUCAUGGAGAAAUCAAGUAAAGCUGUGAAGCGCCGUUGGACUGUUGCAGAAAUCAGUCUUUCUGUUCUGCUGCUGCUUGUGAGCUGUGCCUUGGCGGGGUUGGUCGUCCUCUACACAUCAGCUGUUAAAGAACAAUCAAACAGGCCAAGUGUUCCCAGGAGCUCAACAGGUGAAGACCAGAUGUUUCGCUCCAAUCUCAACAAUGUGUGCACUACUGCAGACUGCGUCACUGCAGCUGCUCGCCUCUUGCAGAACAUUGAUCAAUCUGUGAAGCCUUGUGAUAAUUUCUACCAGUACGCAUGUGGAGGCUGGCUGGAGCGACAUGUCAUCCCAGAGACGAGCUCCCGCCACAGCGUCUUUGACAUUCUGAGGGACAAACUGGAGAUUGUCCUCAAAGGUGUUCUUGAGACAGAGAAUGAGCGGGACAGAGAUGCCAUCAAGAAGGCUAAAACCCUCUAUAGCUCCUGCAUGAAUGAGAGCCUAAUAGAGCAGCGGGAUUCACAGCCCCUCCUGAAACUUAUCAACAGUAUUGGAGACUGGCCUGUGGCGUCAGAGGACUGGAACACCACAACAGAGGAAGCCUGGAGUCUUGAGGACACUCUAGCCAUGCUUACAGCUCGCUUCCACAAGAAGGUGGUUCUGGAUCUAUAUGUGUGGACGGAUGACAGAGACUCUCAACGCCACAUAAUUUAUAUCGACCAGCCAGGACUUGGAAUGCCAUCUAGAGACUAUUAUUUCAAUGAUGGGAACUACAAAAAGGUGCGAGAGGCCUAUCUGCAUUUCAUGGUGUCUAUUGCAAAAAUAACCCGAGAAGAUAAAAACAUGACUCAGGAUGACGACAGGGUCUGGGAGGAAAUGAUGCAAGUACUGGAGCUGGAGACUGACAUCGCUAAUGCUACAUCACCAGCGGAGGAACGGCAGGAUGUCACUGUUCUGUACAACAAGAUGACCCUUGGGGAACUGCAGAGCACUUAUAGCUUUAACGGUUUUAACUGGACACGGUUUAUAAAAGGCGUCCUGUCGACUGUGUCCAUCGAUAUCAAGCUUGAUGAGGAGGUUGUUGUGUACAGCUCUCCCUACCUGGAAAAGAUGAAUGAUGUCCUCUCCAGACACAGUAUUAGAACUAUGCAAAACUAUCUUACCUGGCAGCUCAUCACAGACAGAGUUAAUAGCUUGAGCCGCCGCUUCAAAGAUGCCAGGGCUCGCUACAGAAAGGCUUUAUAUGGGACCACUGUGGAGGACGCUUGGUGGAGGGAAUGCGUCCGCUAUGUUCAGAGCAGUAUGGAGAACGCUGUUGGAGCUCUGUAUGUGCAUGAAACAUUUGCAGGAGAAAGUAAACGAAUGGUUAGUGACCUCAUCAGUAAGAUCCAAACAGCUUAUGUGGAAACAUUGGAGGAGUUGAGCUGGAUGGACACACAAUCCAAAGAAAAAGCAAGAGAAAAGGCUAUGGCUAUAAAGGAGCAUAUUGGUUAUCCAGACCAUAUUUUGCAGGAAAGCAACCAGAAGUUAGAUCAGGAGUAUGCUCAUCUGAAUUUCAGUGAGGAGCACUAUUUUGAAAACAUUCUGGAGAACCUGAAGUCUGAAGCCCAGAAGAGCCUGAAGAAGCUGAGAGAGCCAGUGGAUCCUGAUCUGUGGAUCAUCGGAGCCGCUGUGGUGAAUGCAUUUUACUCCCCAAACAGGAACCAGAUAGUUUUUCCAGCUGGAAUCCUGCAGCCACCUUUCUUCAGUAAACAUCAGCAUCAGGCCCUUAACUUUGGAGGAAUCGGAAUGGUUAUUGGGCAUGAAAUCACUCAUGGCUUUGAUGACAAUGGGCGCAAUUUUGACAAGGAUGGCAAUAUGCUGAACUGGUGGAGUAAUUACUCUGCUGACCACUUUAAGGAACAGUCACAGUGCAUGGUGCAACAAUAUGGCAACUUCAUCUGGAACCUAGCUGGUGGACAGAAUGUUAGUGGAAUCAGUACUUUGGGGGAGAACAUUGCAGACAAUGGAGGGGUUCGUCAAGCAUAUAAGGCUUAUCUAAAGUGGGUGGAAACUGAGGGUGAAGAACCUCAACUGCCUGGUCUAGACAUGGAUCAUAAACAACUUUUUUUUCUAAACUUCGCCCAAGUGUGGUGUGGAGCCUAUCGGCCUGAGUACGCCAGCCAGUCCAUUAAGACAGACUCGCACAGUCCAUUAGAAUACAGGGUUCUUGGAUCUCUCCAGAAUUUCGAAGCCUUCUCAGAAGCCUUUCAGUGUCCCAUUGGCAGUCCUAUGAACCCCGAGCAGAAAUGCCGUGUCUGGUAGAAAUCCCACUGCUCAAGUCAAAAGAAAAGAUUUGCUUUGUAAGAAGCCCUGCUGGCAAAUGAUAUACAGUUAUCUGGAGCAGAGCAAUGACUUAAACCUAGAUGCAGACGUGUGGAUGUGUAAAACCUUCAUGAUAUCCUGGACUACACCUUUGUUUCCUUCUAACCCCAGUCUCCUUUUGAACUGGAAGAGUUGUCUCUGGUUGAGGAGGUCACUUGUUCUUUUUCUUGUGUCCUACUAAAAAACAAGUGAGUAAAUAAAAAGGGUACGUUUGAAAACAAAACCCUUGUGGGAGGGUUAAAGCCUACCUGGAUGGAUUUAGAGCUUUUGAUGAACAAACCAUCAGUAAGCCAUUUUUAUAUAGGUCUGAUUUACAGUAUAUGGUAAGAACUUGGCCCGCAGGCGCCUUUGUUAGGUCUGCUUUUAGGACAUCAUGCCACCUUAGAAAGAAAAGGAAAGAUCAUAUCUCUGAUAUAAAUUAAACGAAAGAGUCUUUGCUACAGUAAAACCACAGUGGAUUAGACACACUCAGUGAGUUUGGUUACAGUUAUAUGAAAACAAAUCACCCAAAGACUUUAAGACUGUUAAAUCUUUGCAGCUUUAAAUUUUUGAAUUAGCAUUCAUAUAGAACUGCGGCUUUCCAUAUUUGUUACACUAAUAUAGGCAGCAUUUCCAAAGCAAUCCUUUUAUCUAUUUUUUUCCUCCACUUCUGCAAAUUAUUGUUAGUCCAGAAUUAUUGCAGUAAUCAGCAAGAAACCACACUCCUUUACAGGGAAAAUGUUUGCAGCUUUUAAACUUAUUAAAAACUCUAAAAGUUAUAUGUUUCUUGUACUAAUAGCAAUGAAAACUUAACCUAGUUUGGACUUAACAUCAACGGCCUGAUGCCUCAGAUGUAUUGCAUUGUUUCAUGCCUGCCUGAAAGAUUAAAACUUCUGUAUAGUAUUAGUCAGAUCAUCAAACUUGUAAAUAAUGUUUCCAAAUUCCAGUUAUUUAGUAGAAAAGCUGCUCCCCUGACAGGAAUCAGUAAUUAGAGCAGUUUGAGCCUCUGUGCAGAGCUAGUUACAUGAAAGAAAAAAGGAAACCCUUUCAAUACACACAUGGAAGAGCAACAGAUGAUAAAGUCUCCUACCUUCUGAUCUAACACUGAUCAGUGGUCUAUAGGAUGAAAAGAAAGGUGCAGUGGGUCUAAAUGAGGCGACUGCUGAAGCCAAUCGACAAAGCCCUGGAAGCAUAACUGGACACUGUUGCUAUAAACAAGAUUGGCUAGGGCCAGGACUGUUGUUUUCUAUCCUUAUUAAGAGGUAAUGACAGGAGAAUCAAAGCAGAACCGACAUCAUAUUAGAUAGUGGCUGAGCAGAGCUUUUAAACACAGUUGACAUCAGACAGCUGGCUGGAAUAUUUCCUGUUGUGCAUUAAAUUUAGGCUGCCUUAGGAUACUGAACAUGACUGUUAGGUCUCGAAGAGACUGUAUUAUUGAAUGUGAAUGCUGAUCAUUUAUAGUCUGUCUCUUGGUCUUCACCUCCUGGCAUAUACUGUUGUGAUACACAUGAUUGGGCAGGGAAAUACCGAUGACAGACGGUUGUCCUCAUCAAAGCUGAUGGCUGUACGAAUGAAUUAUGGCUGCAUAUCAGUAAAUCAGUAUAUCAUCAUAAAGUUACUUUAUUCUUUUUUAUUUGGUACACUAAGAAAAUCUCAUAUCAAAUUGAUUAUACAAAUAACUAUAUAUUUCAAGAGUAUGCGUUAUGGCCAAUACCUAAUCAAUCUCAUCCCACCUACCUCUGCAAAAUGGCGGUGGAACACAGACAAAUAACUACACACUACUUCCUAAAAGCAAUCUGCAGACCAUUUAGACCAUUUUGCAAACUUUGAAACCUGGUGAGAACCCACAUAUGCAUCUUUCAUGCAAAAAAAACUCCAGGACUUGCUGCAAAGAAACGGUGGUAAAGCCUACAGCAGUGUGCAGCCCGCUCUCUGGAAAUAAAACCACAAAUUAAUUUUGUGGGGAAAAAAAAUAAAAAAUUUAGAUUAUACUCACCCUUUAUUAUCUACUUUAUUCCUUACACAAAAAAAUCCCACAUCUUAGUUUUGAUACAGCACUCUAAACAGCUAGCCACUUAGCAAUGUUUUUUGUGACUUUCUCUUCUUUUUAAGGCUAUCAGUCACUACCUGCUGGACAGCUGUCAAGUCAACAGUCUUCCCUGUGGUUUAGUGGGCCAUAAUAUUAACAAUUAUCUAAACAUUUGUUUAUUGUUAUUGGUUCUAUGAAACACUAUGAAUUUCUGAUUUUUUUUUUAAUAUAAAAACUGAAAUUGUCUUUAGGAUGAUAUUCUUAUGCAUUAAGGAAUCACCUUUCAGGUAAGUGUUUGACAUUUGGGAAAUAUACUGCACGUUAAAAAAAAAACAUUAGAUAUUAGAUUAUUGUUAACAAUAGAUUAUUUUUUUUACUUUAAUUGAAUUUCCAUAAUAUUGUGCUGAAAUUAAGAAAAUAAAAAGAAAAAAAUUAUCUGACUGAAAAUGAUUAAUGGCUGGAAACUAUCAUAUUAAAAAACAUGUUUUGGAUUAUUUUUAUGUCCAACAUUCUUUGCCCUUUUCCCAUGUUGGAGGAUGUGCAACUUCUGGAGGUUAUGCAGAUCAUUGCUUCUCGUUUUACUCUCUCCUCUUUUGUUUAGCCAACAGAUUUUUUUUUUUUUUUUUUUUCUGUGAGAUUUAGGUGUCUGACUGAGAUUACCAUAGAAAAAGUGUGAGAUGAGCGUUUCUGUUUUGAUUUCGUAAUUUGUUUUUAAUCAUUAUCCUAUUGAAUGAGUGGCUGGUGACCAAUUUCAUGACUUGCAGCGUUACACGACUAGUGAGAAUGAUCUGAUUUUCUUAAAGGCUCCGUGAUACCAUUUUACCUAGGGCAAAAAGCAUGGUCCAUAGGAUAACAGAUUUAACAACUUUACUGGCGAUAUCGGUUUUUCUCAUAUUCAUUCUUUGUUUCACCCAACCCUUACAGCUGCAGGGCUAAAGAAACGUUCUUGUCAUGCCAUAUUCAUACCCCAGAGAGCAAGUUACCUACAUCAUAUAGAUCUAGAUCAUUCUGGUCACACACUAAUAAAAAAAAAUAUUUCUAAUUAUGUGUCCAUAUGGUACAUUCCAGGGCCUAGCUGAGUCAUUUCGAGUUGCUAUUAAAAUGAGGAGGUGGGUUUUAAGUUUCUGCCCCAAGCUGAGGAGUUUUGAACUUAUUCAUGAAUGGGUGUAGAACGGAGCAGGAUGUUGAUGGGUUGACACUUCCUCUAUAGUCAUAAAGAGGAAUGGCUGGUGUCCUGUGGUAAAGAGAUUAAAAUCAAGAGAAAAUGGAAACGCAUCUUUCGAAAUGCGUUUCCACUGUGUUCACUAAGGUCUAAGUGUUGUUGGAAGAGAUCAAAAGAAUGAAAUGUUAGAAAUAGGCGACAGAGCAUUUUUUGCAUGUUGGCUGAGUUCUUACAGAGAGACAAUGAGAAACUCAGAGCAGAGUAACUAACUAUCUGCAUCAAAGAGACCCAGUGGAGAAUGCUUUUUCUGAUUUUUAUACAGAUGCCCUCCAUGGGCAUGCCCUCCAAACUGAGUCGCAGAAAAAAAGCUGGAUGACAGCCGUGAUCAGAAGGAUGUACAGGCUGUUUUCUCCAGGAUACUACAAAGUGAAAUCUGGUGAAUCCUCAGAAGGCUUAUUUGAUCACUUUCAGUAAGGUCUGCAAUCUAGAGCAAGGCAUUCAACCACAAUGAGGGAGGGAUACUGGAAGAUACCUCAACCACUGAGAAAAAGUAGUCUGUAAUUGUAAAGCUGGUCUGAUGAUGUUGUCUGAAGUUAGCGGACUGUCCAAUACCUAACCUUAUAGUGAAAUAUCACACAUUCUUGAAAGGCAUAAAGGCUCUGUAAAAUCAAAUAUGUGAUAUUAAAACCAUUUCUUAAGAAACUGCUUCCACUUUUAAUUAAAACAGUGUUUAAUUUAAAACAGAAUAAAAAUUAUAAACAGAAUUCCCAGAAAAUAACCACCUUAUGUCUUGAAUUUGAAUAGCAGCAGCUGAACACGUUAAUCAAUAAAGAAAUUAGCUCUUCAUGCUGAGACAACCAUCAGCUAGCCUCUCCUUUAUGUUUACCAGAAAUUAGUAAAAAUUCCCUGAUUGACUACCCAUCUCCUCUAAGCCAAUUACAUAUUUCCCAAACUGUCAAACAGUUUCUUAAAAAGAAAAAAAAAAAUCAUGGUUGUUACGGAUGGUGGAAUAUAGCUGGAGGCUAAAUGUCAAGUUGAGACGCAGCUUUGGAUAGCUGGUAGAGGUUCGAGUUUGAUUCGUGUUCUUUUUUUCUUAAAAACAGCGCAAUUGUUCUUAACAGAACACUGAGUUUAUAUAAACGUGUAAUUGUUGAUUGUGCAUAAUACCUGACAGAAAUCAGGUACAUCUGUUUCUUACUUCAGUUUUGUCUCACAUAGUGAAACUGUUGCUUUGAAAUGAUCAACCAAGUACAAAUGCAUUUAUUUUCUAUAAAAUGUAUUAUUCUGUUUCACCUGCACACCCUUAUGAGAUUACUAUUUAUUUAAAGACAUAUUUAGCAAGUAAAACUGUUGCUUUGCAAGACUUCAGAUGUUAAAGAUGUUUCUAUGAAUGUUCCUGCUGCUAUGUAAUUAUCUAGACAGCUAUUUUUGUGACUCAGAUCUGUAAUUAUUGCUAUUAAAGUGUCUGUCUCCACUGGUGCAAUAUCAA
Molecule: messenger RNA, 7229 nt
Organism: Cyprinodon tularosa
Lineage: Eukaryota; Metazoa; Chordata; Actinopteri; Cyprinodontiformes; Cyprinodontidae
Gene: mmel1
Product: membrane metallo-endopeptidase-like 1
Exons: 24
Coding region: 201-2510 (769 amino acids)
Biological process (GO): protein processing
Cellular component (GO): plasma membrane
Molecular function (GO): metalloendopeptidase activity
Source: RefSeq, a predicted model, not a curated record